AAGCUGAGUGUAUAGUGUACUAACAAGGCGGUGCCAGCUGUAGUACAUUCUCGGCUGAUAAAAUGGGGUUUUACUGUAUUGUUUUGGGACAUUAGUUAUGCGUAUCUCAAGGAUCAGGAGUUGCAGAAAAUGAGAGGUGGCGGCCCUGUUGAAUUGAUUUACCAACGCCUUAUACCUUUUUAUUCAUUCGGGGCACUGUCAUAUCAAGUCACCCGCUGACAAAUGUAGGGAGCAGACUGAAAGAAUCACACAAUGGAGAGAGAGAUAACAAUCUAUCCUAUAGGUCAUAUAUCACACCAAAGCAUAUUUAUUUUCAUUUCUGACGCCUUGUUCAGUCACCCGAGGUGUCAGUAAGAUUUAUAUUCCCGUUUCAAAUUCAACAUUCACAGAUUCUUAAGUUAAACCACUUAAAUUAAUUGUGAUAUUUGUCAUGAACUGCUAAAGAUUUUAAAGGUAUUGGACGUCAGGGUGGAUGCAACGCGUGGCCACACCUUCAGAGUCAAGAGCAAGAGUUUAUUCUUCUAUGCACUCAGUGUAAGAACAACUGCGGAGAAAAGAAGGUGUUCGAGGUUUGACGUACGACCUUUAAGGUGAAAACAGAACAUGACCGACUGAGUUGAACAUUUGAGUUUUUAAGGUGAGUACCAAAAAGUCUGAAAUAGGUAAUGAUUGUUUUUCUGUAUUUUAAAUAUCCACAGAGCAGUGAGUCUUGGGUUCGAUUCCCAGGGGAACCACAUACUUGGCGCCUCCAGGGGCCGCAUGUUGCAGCAAAUCUGCUGUUAACCAUAUGUGGGAUCAAUAAAGUUCAAUAAUAAUAAUAAUAAUUUAUGUUAUUCCAGUCUUGCAGGUAAGAAGAAAUUCAGCAAAGCAUGGAUUGGAAUUUCCUUCAAGGUCUACUCAGUGGAGUCAACAAGUACUCCACGGCCUUUGGACGCAUCUGGCUCUCUGUGGUGUUCGUGUUUCGAUUCCUGGUCUACGUUGUGGCUGCUGAGCGGGUGUGGAGCGAUGACCAAGGGAACUUCGACUGCAACACACGACAACCCGGUUGCACCAACAUCUGCUACGAUUACUUCUUCCCCAUCUCCCACAUCAGGCUGUGGGCCCUACAGCUCAUCUUCGUCACCUGCCCUUCAUUCAUGGUCGUGCUACACGUAGCCUACAGGCAAGAGCGGGAGCGCAAAUACAAGGCAAAGCAUGGUGAGAAGUCCUGCCUGUAUAAAAACCCCGGCCAAAAACACGGUGGUCUCUGGUGGACUUAUCUGAUGAGCCUGUUUGUCAAAACAACCUUCGAGGUCCUGUUUCUCUACGUGCUUCACUACAUCUAUGACAGUUUCAAGCUGCCCAGGAAAGUCCAGUGUGACGUAAGCCCCUGUCCUAAUUUGGUGAACUGCUACGUUUCGCGACCCACCGAGAAAACCGUUUUCACAUACUUCAUGGUAGGGGCUUCUGCUAUAUGUAUUGUGCUUAACAUCUGUGAGAUAUUGUACCUGAUUGCAUCUCGUGUGGCAAAUCUCAAACACCAGGGCAGCGUGCACACCUCGUCCAGGAAGACCCACGCUGACCUGAACUAUGAGGGAUGCAAGUCUUCUCUUCCCUUUUAACUACAUUCUCAGCUCUAUCUAGUCCUGUCAAAAUGUCAUAUAUAUGCCACAUAUUUUACCCAUCUUCUGUUAUUCCAUA
This is a messenger RNA of Cynoglossus semilaevis (tongue sole), 1680 nucleotides long. Its product is annotated as gap junction beta-3 protein-like. The transcript has a single exon. Gene Ontology annotation, molecular function: gap junction channel activity. NCBI's taxonomy places the organism in Eukaryota, Metazoa, Chordata, Actinopteri, Pleuronectiformes, Cynoglossidae. Gene Ontology annotation, cellular component: connexin complex. The record is from RefSeq and is a predicted model, not a curated record. Gene Ontology annotation, biological process: cell-cell signaling. Bases 870 to 1601 code for a protein of 243 amino acids.